This is a messenger RNA of Triticum dicoccoides, 3387 nucleotides long. Its product is annotated as dipeptidyl aminopeptidase BI-like. Gene Ontology annotation, biological process: proteolysis. The record is from RefSeq and is a predicted model, not a curated record. The transcript has 11 exons. Gene Ontology annotation, molecular function: serine-type endopeptidase activity. Bases 66 to 2423 code for a protein of 785 amino acids. NCBI's taxonomy places the organism in Eukaryota, Viridiplantae, Streptophyta, Magnoliopsida, Poales, Poaceae.
GAGCCAAAACGGCAAAACCCCACCUAAAACCUCGCUAGCCUCCACCACCACCGGCGACGGCGACCAUGCGCCGUCAUCUCGACCUGCUCCCCCGCCUCCUCCUCCGCCGCCACGUCCACCGCCGCGCCAGUCCCGGGGCCUCGCCGCCCCCGCCCCCGCCGCCCAACCCGCCGCGCCCGCCGCAGAAGCCCGAGCCCGUCACCAUCCACGGGGAGACGUGGCACGACAGCUACGCCUGGAUGGGCUCGCUCUCCGACGCCGCCGCCAUGCGCCACAUGGACGUCCACAUGGAGGCCGAGGAGAAGUACGCCGAGGCCUGCCUCGCCGCCGCCGGCGCCGACCGCCUCGCCCGCAAGCUCCAGCUCGAGAUGGCCUCCCGCCUCGCCUCCGACGCCUGCACGCCGCCCGCCCGCUGGGGCCCCUGGCUCUACUACCGCCGAGCGGACGAGGGCAAGCAGUACCCCGUGCUCUGCCGCCGCUCCGCCGCCCUCCAUGGGGAGUUCGUCUCCUACAGCGACCCCUCCGCGGGGUUCGACUUCACCGCUGGGAAGCGCAUCGAACAGAAAUUGGUGGAUUACAACAAGGAAGCCGAGCGAUUCGGAGGAUACUCAUAUGAGGAGCUAUCAGAAGUUUCUCCAGAUCACCGCUUCAUUGCGUACACCAUGUAUGACAAAGAUAAGGAUUCUUUCACUUUAAUGGUCAGGGAUCUGGUGACGGGCACACUAUGUGAUAAACCUCGUGCUGAUCGGGUCUCAAAUAUUUCAUGGGCUAUGGAUGGGAAAGCACUGGUUUAUAUUGUUACAAAUGAGGAUAGAAGACCAUAUAGGCUGUUUUGCAGCAUUAUUGGAUCAAACAAGGAUGAUAUUCUUAUAUUGGAAGAACCUGAUGAGAAUAUUUAUUUGAAUAUCAGACAUACGAAGGAUUUUCGGUUUAUAACAUUAAAUGUCUUUUCAGACACGCACUCAAAGGUAUAUUUAAUAAGGGCUUCUGACCCCUUGUCCAGAAUGACACUGGUAUGGGAAGGUGAAUCCCAAGUUCAUUGCAUUGUGGAGCAUCAUCAUGGACGCCUGUAUUUAUUCACAGAUGCUGCAAGAGAAGGUGUCUGUGUUAAUUCACAUUACCUAAUGCAGUGUGAUGUGGAAUCUCCUGGGCCAAAGAGUUGGAAGAAUGUUUUCCUUGAGGAACCAGGUAUUAUUCUUGAAGAUGUUGACUUUUGCAAUACUCAUAUGGUGCUUAUUCUGAGACAAGGCAGAAAACUCAGACUUUGUUCAGUUAAUCUGCCUCUACCUGAAAAUAUUCAAGUACCUGCUCAUCUAUCAGAUUUUCACCCACUUGACUUGCCUCUUCCCAAUCAUGUGUGUCAGAUUUUAUCUGGCCCAAAUUAUGACUACUAUUCCUCAACAAUGCGUUUCACAAUAUCAUCACCCGUGAUGCCAGAUGCAGUUGUUGAUUACAACUUACUAAGUGGAAAGUGGCAAAUGGUGCAACAGCAAAACAUGCUUCAUGAGAGAACAAAGGUACUGUAUGGGAAUGCUUUUGCUUCUAGUGCGGGCAAGCUGUCUUCAGAUGGAGCUGAUUUGUCAAGUGAAGAUUUGGGAGAUUGUGACUGGAACGAGCUCUCUGAAUACUAUGCAUGUGAGUACUAUGAUGUUCCAUCGAAGGACGGAGUUUUGAUUCCACUCACCUUGGUAUAUUCACGAAAGCACAAGCAAGAGGGGAAUCCAGGAUUACUUCAUGGGCAUGGUGCCUAUGGUGAGAUUCUGGAUAAGCGUUGGCGUAGUGAGUUAAAGAGCCUACUCGAUCGUGGUUGGGUGAUUGCAUUUGCUGAUGUUAGGGGUGGUGGAGGUUAUGGCAAGGAGUGGCACCGGGAUGGUGCACGUACCAAAAAGAUGAAUUCUAUAUAUGAUUUUGUCUCUUGUGGUGAAUUUCUUCUUGAAAAAGGUAUCAUACAAGAAAAUAAGCUUGCUGGAUGGGGAUACAGUGCUGGAGGACUUCUGGUGGCUUCGGCAAUCAAUACUCGUCCAGAUUUGUUCCGUGCCGCUGUUUUAAAGGUCCCUUUCUUGGAUGUUUGCAACACACUGCUCCAUCCUAUUCUACCUCUUACAGCCAUUGAUUAUGAAGAGUUUGGAUUUCCUGUGGACCAUGAAGAAUUCCUUUCAAUCAAGAAGUAUUCUCCCUAUGAUAAUAUCCAGAAGGAUGUUCCUUACCCAGCUGUGUUUGUGACAUCAUCAUUCAAUACAAGGUUUGGUGUAUGGGAAGCAGCUAAAUGGGUUGCAAAAGUCCGUGAACUUACUCAAUAUGAUCCGGAGCGGCCUGUAAUUCUCAACUUGACAACAGAUGUUGUGGAAGAAAGCAAGUAUUUGGAAACCAAGGAAUUAGCAACGGAGACUGCUUUCCUAAUUAAAAUGGUGAACAAUACCUGAACAACAUCCUUUGCCUUUCGGCUUCCGAAAUUGUUUCUCAAACUCAAUGAUGUGGCCCAUGUGGGACAUGUGCUAUGUCGCUAGUCCUCCAUGUUUAACGAGAUCUGAGGAUUAGUCCAUCAAUUGGAGCUUAUACGAGAUGUCCUAGGAAAUCAUAUGCACAUAUUAUACUCCCCACUCACGCUAUCUUAAAUGGCCUGAUCUCUUGCCACCACCGACCUGGUAUCCCACGGUUCUACCAGUUGUAUGAUGUUACAAUUGGAUCAUCUCAGUUGAACCAUAUCAAAGUAUUGUUAUCUCCCCUCCUCAAUCAUGGAAUUGACAUCACAUGUCAUGAUCUAGAGGUGGAACACACCGUCAUCUAUCAAUUGGCACAUCAAGUUAAAUUAGACCAAGAUAUUCAUAUUGUACAUGGAAAGCUGAUACUAUACUAGACCUGAUGCUAGGUAGUGCAAACUCGAUUCUUCAUGGCCUUGGAGAUGUACUGCUGCUGUAUAGUAUACGUGCACUACGACAGUGAGACCAGAACAUACAUGUCUUAGCAGCGGAAGUGCCAAAUCAUUCUUUCAUCCUUCCACUGAAAUUCAAAUUCUCACAGCUUAUGAACGCCUGUAGCGAAGUAAGGAAUGAACAAAGUGAACUUGGUGUGAUAAUCAGGGUGGGUGGAGCAGUUGGAUGACCAUGUAUACCAUAAGUUUUUGUCGAUGUGGGAACUUCUACAGAUGAGAAGCUGGAAAGAUGUCACGAGGCAUGAAGCACUGAACAUAGGGGAUUCAGUUGGAGAGAGAUUACGUCUGGUUUUCAUUUUUGUAGCUUAUUUGCACUGGUGAUGUUGUUGCUCUGUAUAAACCGAACUUCCAUCCGGUGCAAUUCGGAUUAGCCGGAGGACACCUUGCAGUCUCGAUGACAAAUGUCCAUAUGUUCGUACAGUACCAUUCAGGAAAAAAGAAGAAGCUGUUGUGCA